AUGGCACGGCCGGUUACAUACGCCGGGAGAUGUACCGUUGAGACUCUUAUGUUGCGCAAGCCUGUAGUCUGCACCGCCGGCCUGCAGAGUGCUUACAUUGCGUCCCUGAAACGAGAGGAGAAACCGACUCCAAACGGCCUCUUUGAGAAUAUCAGGCAUCUCGCGUUUAAGGCGCACGGCAGUGCUUGGUUGAACCGGGAGAAGGCUAUGUCAGUGUACCGUAUGAGGCGUAAAUUGGAUGAGUUUGCUGUAUUACCAUGGUUUGAUUCGAUGCUGAUUAAUGCAUGCUUCUUUGACGGAAACGACAGCGCUGCGUUUCAGCAGGAUUGCGGCCGUUUCCUGCUGUCCAUCGAGGACCACAAGGAGAUCAACACCCUGGCUACCGGCUGGGAGGAUCUUAAGAGUCCCGAAAUCAAACUCGAUUACCGCGUGUGGCUCAUGGGUUUCGCCCAUACGUGGGGUUUUGUGGUGAGCGCAUGCAUUCAACACAUUGUGGUGAGCGCAUGCAUUCAACACAUUGUGGUGAGCGCAUGCAUUCAACACAUUGUGGUUGAGGGCAGCCCAGACAACGACCUCUAUGCGACGGACAUCACGGCACUGCACGGGAAAGAUGGCAAGCCGCUCCCCGAAGCGUUGCCUGUUUCGGAUCGUCGGGGCUGGGUUGGAAAUGACGCCGACGGUAUUACCGUAGGCCUCCUCGCACGUGCUCUCGGCUUGCGAUCCGCCUGGGAGAAGCCCACGCCCGUGCAAGGACCUGAGUACCGUAAGGUUGACGCUAACGGAAGGACUUGGCGAGGAGAAUUCAGCAUGCCGAGCACUGCAGACAUCCCCACCCUCCCCUGCCUUGUCAGGCAGGGCGUCACCCCAAAAGGGUAUUACGACUGGGGUUUUCCCGGCGAGAAGGACCUACCGGAAGCCUCAACCUCCAAGAAGCAGCGUAUUGCUGAAGGCGCCAUGAUUGCAGGGGGGCAGGUGGAUGAUGAGCAGGCGCUGUGCGCGGAUGAUGAGAAGGAACCGAACGGGGGGCAGUAG
This is a messenger RNA of Closterium sp. NIES-65, 1032 nucleotides long. The record is from the annotation of a GenBank genome assembly. NCBI's taxonomy places the organism in Eukaryota, Viridiplantae, Streptophyta, Zygnematophyceae, Desmidiales, Closteriaceae.